UAUGAAGACUCUUCUUGUGCUAGCCGUUUUGGUUUUCGUAGCCACCGCCGUCGUGCUUCCACACCAAAGAAAUUCCCUGGGAUGUCAAAUGUGCGAGCUUGCCGUCAAGAAGUACGACGGCUCCGUUGACAAGGAUGUAAAUGGUAUCAAGAAGGACUUUGACACCGAGUGCAAGAAACUGUUCCACUCUAUUCCAUUUGCCCCACAAGAAUGUGAACACUAUGUAAACACCAAGCUUGACCCCAUUAUCAAGGAGCUCGAAAGCGGAACUGCUCCAAAGGAUGUGUGCACAAAGCUCCACGAAUGCCCAUAAACAUUGACGUGUUAUAAUUGAACCGGAGAACUUAUUUUUAAACAAUUUAAUAAAUCAGUUUUAGAGAGGUUUUUGGCUGAUAGCGCCAGCCAACAGCCGACUGAC
Messenger RNA from Caenorhabditis elegans, 418 nucleotides. RefSeq names its product Saposin B-type domain-containing protein (gene spp-4). The transcript is spliced from 2 exons. The coding region runs from base 2 to 313 and encodes 103 amino acids. The record is from RefSeq and is marked reviewed. Lineage: Eukaryota; Metazoa; Nematoda; Chromadorea; Rhabditida; Rhabditidae.